ACAGAAAUGGAUAAUGUUGUUACUGGUACUGAUGUACAACAACAGCCGUCCAGAGAAAUGAUCGAUUAGAAAGCUUCGGUAUGAUUUUUUUUAAAUAAAUUUAGUUUUUUUUUUAUAAAUUAAUUUUUGAAUAAUAAAACUUGCUGAAUUUAUAAAAAAUCACGAUUUGAUAUUUUCAAUUUUAUUAUUUUAGCCAAUGAACUCCAUGGAUAGUGCCUAUACCCUUGAAAUAAUCGAUAUUGAAUUGAAACAGCUGUCGAACGAAAUAAUUUGCGUGACUUCGGUAAUAGUAUGUUAAAGUAAUUUUCACUAUUUAAUUUUUUUUUAAUAAGAUUCUAUUUAAAGCUUUUUUCAUACGUAGGUAUUCAAAAUUAUAACCGGUAUCUAAAUUUACAUUUUAGUAUUGCUAUGAUUUUUUGAUAUUUAGUUUUUUUAUUGCAUUUUGUGAUAAAAAUGUGGGUAACAUUUUAGCAAAACAACAGCGGAGUAGAUAAUAAUUUCGAUGUUGAUUCGCAACAGCCAUCAUCCAGCAGAAUAAUGUGCCUGACAACGCCGGAUCCCAAUUUUACUGUUUCCACUGAUGAUCUUGAGGAUGGAGAAAACGAACUUCUUAACUUUGAAGAUUCAGGAAGCGAAUAUGAUCCGGAAGAAGUUGAUGAAUCUGAAUCUAAAAAAUCUGACUCUGUAGACUCUGAAGAGCAAGAAUUUGAAGAACCAGAAGAAGAAGAACGAAACGAACAAAAGGGCCGGCCAAAAAAGGAAGACCUAUAAAAUAUCAAGGACAGACUUUUAAGAGUAGAAAAAAAUUAAAAGACGCCAACAGGAAACAUUACACAGUAAAAGGGAAACUGGUAGAGCCAAAAAAAUUUAUAGAUUUUCAGUGCAAGUGUACAUUAAAAUGUACCGAAAAUGUUUCUUCUUCCAUUAGAGAAAAAUGGUUUCAGCAAUUCUGGGACCUUGAAUCUUAUAAUGCUCAAACAGCUUUUAUUACUCCUACAAUAAAAGUUCAUGGCAUAAAAAGGAAACGAAAUAAAGAUAGCAAUAGAAGACAAAAUACCAGGAUUUAUGAAAUAAAUAAUGUAAGGGUUUGCAGAGAUAUGUAUACUCAAACAUUAAGAAUUUCUCCAAAAAGAGGAAACACAGCAUUAAACAAAAUCCAAACAGGAAAUGUCAAAGAUAAAAGAGGUUUUAAAAUCGGUGGUUUCAACAAGAUAUCUGAAGAAAUAGAAAAUAAAGUUAAAAUUCAAAUAGCUAAAUUUCCAACACACAUUUCACAUUAUUGCAGAAAUAAUGAUGUAGCGGCAAAGUUUUUGGCAACAGAUCUAACACUAAUCAAAAUGUUUAAUUUAUUUAUUGAGGAAGAAACUAAAGAUAAGAUAGGAUUUUCAACAUAUAAGUCAAUUUUCUACAAAAACUUUAAUCUACGACGCAAACCUGUAAAAGACACUUGCAAUACAUGCGAUUCUUUUAACAUUAAAAUAAAAUAUAAUGAUGAUUUAAAGGAACAAUAUAAAUUGGAACAUGAAAAUCACCUAGUUACCGCAAACGAAGCACGUGAAGCGAUGAAGUGUGAUCUGAAGCGAGCAAAAAAUAAUGCAAAACUUAAAGCUGUAACAUACGAUAUGGAAAAAGUUUUGGGCUUACCCAAGUUGCCAACUAAUUUGGUAUAUUAUAAACGGCAACUUUCAAUUUACCACGAAGGAGUACAUGCAGGAUCAACCGAUACGCCAUAUUGCUUUAUUUGGACAGAGGCAAUUGCGGGUCGUGGAGCUCAAGAAGUGGGUUCUUGCUUAAAAAAAAUUAUUGAUAAUUAUUUAGUUCAAGGAAAAGAGGAAUUGAUUUUAUGGUCCGACUCGUGCGGUGGACAAAAUCGAAACAUAAAAAUUGUUUGGCUAUUAAAAGCUAUACUAGAAACUCACCCUUGUUUAAAAACCAUUUACUUUAAAUAUCUUAUUCCCGGUCACAGCUUCCUUCCCAACGAUACAGAUUUUGGGAAAAUUGAAAGGUCUCUUAAAUAUCAAAUACGUCUGUAUACGCUUAAUGAGUUUAAACAGGUAUUGGAGAAUUGCUCGAAAAAAAAUAAGUUUGUUACAUGUGAAAUGACAAAGGAUGACUUUCUUGGCACUUUGCAAAUUGAAAAAUCUAUAACUAACAGAAAAACAACAUUAAUAUUGAGAAAAUUAGCUGGCUUAGAGCUAGAGUCAUAAUGAUUGAUAAUGACCAUCCUCAGUCUAUUUUUAUGAAAUAUUCUCACAAAGAGAGUGAACAAUUUAAAGAAAUUAAUAUAAAAAAAAACUAUUAAGGGUAGACCUUCCAAUAUUACAUCCACUUUUUUUUCUUCCAACCUGUUUCAACUGUAUCCAAAUGGAAAGGAGAUAUCAAAAAAAAAAUUAGCUGAUCUUAAAACUUUAAUGUCAUUUGUGCCAAAUGAUGCAAAAUAUUUUUAUGGAACAUUAAGAGGAGCAGAUUUUGAAGAUGAUGUCGAGGGAUUUGGUGAGAGUAUUGAUUUUGAAGUAGAGAAUCAGAUAGAGAAUGAGUAAAUAAGUGAAGUUUCUAAUUUUUUUUAUUUUCUUUAGUUUAAAAUUUGUUAUUUGAGGCAAACGGGUUUAAUUUAUUUGUUUUUACCUAUUGCAUAAACUUGAGUUGUUAAUAAAAAAAGAUCCAAGAAGACAUAAGAGUUUUAUUUAAAAAGAACCAAGCGCCAUUUCUUACUAUCAAAAUGAGA
Anthonomus grandis grandis is the source of this 2725-nucleotide messenger RNA. RefSeq lists its product as uncharacterized. The record is from RefSeq and is a predicted model, not a curated record. Lineage: Eukaryota; Metazoa; Arthropoda; Insecta; Coleoptera; Curculionidae. The transcript is spliced from 2 exons. Bases 1098 to 2207 code for a protein of 369 amino acids.